Molecule: messenger RNA, 842 nt
Organism: Magallana angulata
Lineage: Eukaryota; Metazoa; Mollusca; Bivalvia; Ostreida; Ostreidae
Exons: 2
Coding region: 78-842 (254 amino acids)
Molecular function (GO): copper ion binding; oxidoreductase activity
Source: RefSeq, a predicted model, not a curated record
UCUAAAUAGAGAAAAGCUUAAAAUAUUAAUACAUUACAGGUUUAUUGUGAUAUUGGAAUGCAUCGCAUAGGUUCACAAUGAAGCUAUUUCUCAGAAUAUUAGCCUUGCCUUUAUACGUCUGGGUUAUAGAAACUAGGAUAAGCACCGCAGGCACAUGGUGGGAUCGAUCGAAAGAAGGCCCGACUUGUUCUGAACCGGAAACAUGUGGUGAAGGUGAUACUACCUGUGAAUGUUUUCUCACUAUCGAACAUCGUCUUACCAUGGUGACUUCACCAGAUCCUGUUCAUGUUUGGCCAAAAAAUGGAAGUCUUUACCGUUUUGAUGACAAAAAUGGGAAAUCUCCUUUGCAUAAAAACACUUUUAAAAAUACAGUUACAGCAGACGGUGUAGGAUCACGAAUGGUAAUAACAGUUAACGGUCUAUUCCCUGGUCCAUCUAUCGUAGCUUUUGAAGGUCAAGAUAUGAUAAUACAUGUCCAAAAUCUUAUGCAUACAGAGUCAACAUCAAUACAUUGGCAUGGUAUCAAGCAAACUAACACUUUCUACGCAGAUGGAGUUGCCUUUAUCACUCAAUGUCCGAUCCUUCCAGGUCAAAACUUUACAUAUAAAUUCAAAGCAGCUCCAUUGGGAACUCAUUUCUAUCAUGCUCAAAUAUGCAAUCAACGAAGCAUGGGACUUUACGGUGCUCUGAUUAUUAAACCAAAAAAAAAUGUUUUACCGAUUCUUUAUGAAACAUUUACCGUUUUGUUGCAAGACUGGAAUCAUAAUGAUGAUCCUGAGACGUCUUAUUUACGAAUGGUGGAUGGAGUUUAUGAUUUAAAUGCCAUUAAAAAUAUACAUUAA